AUGUCCGAGCGAGUCUCAACUGCCCUAGCCAAAAUAAUACAAAACAACCCAUGGAUGAGCCAAGUAGCAGGCAUUCUGCCCUUAUCCGCCCUAAUCGACUUCAUUGACAUCCCCGUCAAGAUCCAUACACUGCAAGUAACCGGCAGCUGCCCACUAUGGUCGUGGGCCAUCACACCCUCAGGCAGUCGACUGCUCCUCUCCGACAACAGCAACAAUCCCAACUAUAAAACCCCUAUCCUCGAUCAAUACGGCAACAGCAUUAGUUUGUUAGGAAUUGACGGCCGAUAUGGCGACCAAUACCUGCUCCCGAAUCCAGAAACAGUCCGAACAUGCAUCAGCUCGCAAUCCGCACAUGCCAUCCACAACAGACACGCAAACAUGGAAAAACCAAAGCAACAACUCCGAAUCCAAGAGCUCGAAAUAAUUCACGUCCAACGCCAUUCACCUAACUCCACUACACAACCAUGGCCAUGGCCAUACCUCUCCCGCUUCUCCCCCCGCUACGUCACCACCAGCCUCCUCGGCUACAUCAGCCUGCUAUGCCUCAUAGUCCUCGCCAUUUUCUCCAAAUGCUACCUCGCCGUAGCCUUCCUCCUCCUAAUGCCCCUAUCCGGCGCCAUUGUCACCCUCACCCACGGCAACGGCCCCCGCCGCCUCCUAAACAGCGACACCAUGACCUCGCCGUACAACCGACUGGUCACCGUGGCCCAAAACACCAACUCAAGCCACUGGACCAUCUUCUACGGCGAAAGCACCCUAGUCAACUCACUCCUAAACCGUCCCCUCGAACCCGACGAGAGCCACCCACUCCUCUCAUCCUUCUCCCCUCUCUCAUCCCAACUACUGAAAAUGCUCCUCCGGGUGCUGAUUCUCGCCCAAUGGGCCCUCGCCAUCGCUACAGCAGCUACCCAGGACUGGAACGCCUUCUACAUCUGCUUCUGGAUCGUAUUUUCCAUUUUCGCGCAUGCGUACUUGAUCCCCCUUCACACGGAGAUUCGUCGCUGGUUGAUGGCAUCCGCGAGGAUACAACUGUGUAGGUAUACCACGCAGUUGAGUUCGAGACGUGCGUUGCUGAAUACAGUUAUUGCGUUGAAUCCGGAUACGUUUCCUGCUGGGAAGACUGUGGCAGAGAAGGAGGGGGGAGGGAGUGAGUCGGAAGACUCUACUGUCACCAGUAGUACUACGAUUAUUGCGAAUGACACGAGCAGGCUAUGCCCUGGUGCGAUGAAGGCUAUUAACCCCAUCUUGGAGCCGAGUGAUGAGCGCUCGCUGUGGGAGGAGGCGACUCGUGAGGCGAUGAUGCUGUGUGAGGAUGUACCGGUGGAGAAGCGGAUAACGGGUCUGAGUAGUACUGAGUGCGGGGAUUUGCUUGGUGAGGAGUGGAAGAGGCAGUAUGGGAGGCUUUAUUGGAUGCCGUUUAUUAGUGAGGGGAUCUAUAUGGCGGCGAAGAUUCGGAGCGAGGCUGGGUUGUCGGGAAGGAUGGUGAGAGGGAGUGGUGUUUAG
Messenger RNA from Aspergillus welwitschiae, 1503 nucleotides. RefSeq lists its product as uncharacterized. Bases 1 to 1503 code for a protein of 500 amino acids. NCBI's taxonomy places the organism in Eukaryota, Fungi, Ascomycota, Eurotiomycetes, Eurotiales, Aspergillaceae. The record is from RefSeq and is a predicted model, not a curated record. The transcript has a single exon.